AUCUGUCGAUUUAGUAAGGAGUUGCAUGUCGCGAUGGAUUCAUCUACCACUAACGUUACAACUGAGGAAAACACUCAGGAGAUUUUAAAUGUGAGCGAUGCAGAAGAAUACGAGAUGAUUGAAUCCGAUGAUCUAUCUGACCUGGAGAGUGUCGCUUCUAUUGUGGAUUUAGAGGAAAUGUCCGUCGAUCCUCUUCUGGAAUGUGAACUUUCAGAUGCCAACGAUUCUUCAGAUAAGGUCUUGAAUUCAGAGGUCACCCCACAAAAAAGGAAAAGACCUUUUCCAGCAAAAUGUGUAGACACGUUUUCGUCACCUGCCACUAUACCGGUUGUCAAAUGGAAAGGCAAGCGAAGUAGCCUGAACCGAUCCUUUCCAGAUUUUAAUUUAAACACCUUAGAAGAUAAGUGGAAAAGUGUAGAUGAACCCGAUACUAAACCACAACAACCGGUGUUCAGACCCAUCCAAAAGCCUGGCCCACAGGUGGUCUGUAGCGCAUCCUGCAGACCUCUGCAAUAUUUCGAAUUAUUCUUUACUACCUCGAUCCUUCAGACGAUUGUAGAUAACAGUAACGCUUACGGACUACAGACGUACGGAAGUGGAAAAAAGUGGCGUAAAAUUUCUGUACAGGAUUUAAAGUCAUUCAUUGCAAUGGUGAUCUACAUGGGUCUGGUAAAAUGCUGUUCACAUUCUGACUACUGGAAAACAUCUGACUUGUACAGACUGCCCUUUCCUACCCGUAUCAUGUCUUUCAAGACAUUUAUUGCUAUAUCCAAAACUCUUCAUCUCAGUGAUCCCAAAGUAGACAUAGAGAACGACCAGAAGAAAGGAACGGAUGAAUAUGACCGUCUGUCUAGGAUCAAACCGCUGUAUGAGGACAUUAGAGAAGCCUGCAGGAGCUCCUUCCAGCCCUUUCAAAACAUCUCCAUCGAUGAGAGAAUGGUAGCAUCAAAGGCUAGAAAUGGACUCAAACAAUAUAUGAAAAACAAACCAACGAAAUGGGGCUACAAAUUGUAUGUACUGGCAGAUUCCAGCUCUGGCUACACGUGGGACUUCUUUGUUUAUGAAGGAAAGACGAUUUCAAAGCAAGGAAAGGGGAUUGCCUAUGAGUCUGUGAUGGCACUGGCGGAUGAAAAGUUGUUAGGCUCUGGAUACAAGCUGUAUGUUGACAACUUUUUCACCAGCCCCGAACUCUUCAGGGAUCUUCUCAGUAAGAAGAUUUAUGCUUGCGGGACCCUUCGAGCAAACAGGAUCGGUCACUCUCAAACCCCAGCUCCUCCUGGUAACAUACGCUGGUUUAGGGACGACAAACUCCUGUUCAUCGAGUGGAAAGACAGAAGAGACGUUCUGAUGUGCUCCACCUUUCAUAAAGUGUUCAAUGGCAAGACAGUGAAAAGGAAGGUGAAGGGAAAAAACGGUGCUCGGACCAUUGAAGAUCUGCCGGUUCCUGCUGCAGUGUUGGACUACAAUAAGCACAUGGGUGGAGUCGAUCUGUCUGACGCGCUUAUCGGAUAUUACACAGUUCUGCAUAAAACAAUGAAGUGGUAUCGUUCCUUUUUUUUUCACUUUGUGGACAUUGCUGUUGUAAACGCUUUUAUUUUACAUCAGCACGUAGCCAGGCAGAGGGACCUAAAACCAAUGACCCAAAAAGAGUUUCGGGAGGGUCUCGCCUCAGAUCUGGCCCAAACAGGGCCUCAAAAUGAACAGGAUACAUUUCCUGAAGAUUUACACCUGCCCAAGUACAUCAUUGGAAAAGACACGGAAAUUAAAAGGAGAAGAUGCAGAAUGUGCUCUCUUAAGACUCCAAUAAUAUGUGAGAUGUGCAAUGUGCCAUUGUGUUUUGUUGUCAUGCGUGAAUGCUUUUUUUACUACCAUAAAUCAUAAAUUUAAGCUGACACAGCUACGUUUACAUGCAACCAAAUAAUCUGUUUGUACACGCUAAUCGAUUAAAUUGAGGUCAAUCCCGAAGGAAAUUUUGAUCGGAUUGAAUAAAGUGAUGUAUCCUAUCAUCAGGAGAAAAUGAAGCAUGUAAACGCGUAAAUCAUUGUUUUUUCUAAAUCCCAUCUAAAUAUUGGAUUGAGUAUCGAAUUCGGUUGGACUGAUGAAAAUGGACGCAAAUAACCAGAACCACAGAUUGAAGAUCUAGUGUUAGAACCUCAUCAGAAAUAGAGAAAAGCAACUUCUAGAAAAGUGUAAAUAAAUAGUUCUAAUAGUUUUAUAAAAAAUAGAGUCUAUUUUUCUAUUGUAUUCAUAGAUAAAAACCAACUUGCUACUCAGACUAAUGCUACUAACAGCACUUAGGCAUUGUUUGCCAUUUUGUUUAUUGUUUUUUUUCUUUUCUAUUGUAUAGCUUCAGCUAAAAGCGUCUGUUAAAUGACUAAAUGUAACUACUAAAUGUAUUUGUAUGUCUGAGCAGUUACUUUUUUAAGGUGUUAACUAUUUUAACGUGUUUUCUUAACUAAUAAAAUUGUAUUUUUGAAGAAAAAACUUGUUUUGAAGAAUGCCUUUUUUGGAAGAAUGUCUUAUUUGAAUUUCUGCGGUUGACGUCAUGCAGCCAAAACUCUGCCUAAACUCAAAAAAAUGCUGGGUUUGGCAUUUGGUAGGCAAUCGUAGAGCGCUUGAGCA
Paramisgurnus dabryanus is the source of this 2622-nucleotide messenger RNA. Lineage: Eukaryota; Metazoa; Chordata; Actinopteri; Cypriniformes; Cobitidae. The record is from RefSeq and is a predicted model, not a curated record.